This is a messenger RNA of Mytilus californianus (California mussel), 6851 nucleotides long. RefSeq names its product zonadhesin-like. Gene Ontology annotation, cellular component: extracellular matrix. NCBI's taxonomy places the organism in Eukaryota, Metazoa, Mollusca, Bivalvia, Mytilida, Mytilidae. The record is from RefSeq and is a predicted model, not a curated record. The transcript has 24 exons. Bases 248 to 6577 code for a protein of 2109 amino acids.
UGGUUCAAUAUCACCUACACAGACACGAACCAGGGAGAGGCUCUGUAAUAAUCCAUCACCCGCAUGUCAUGGACGAUCCUGUGAUGGUUUGCCCAUAGAAAAUUCAACUGAAGAAUGCAAUACACAAUAUUGUCCAAUUGAUGGUGGAUGGUCACCUUUCGAAUCAUGGUCUGAUUGGACUCAAUGUAACCGAAGUUGUGGAGGAGGAUUGAGAGAGAGAACCCGAAAUAGAUCUUGUACAAACCCUAUGCCUUUGCAUGGUGGCGAAAAAUGUGAUGGACUUGAUGAGGAUAUCGCGAUUGAAGAUUGCAAUACAUUGAAAUGUCCAAUUGAUGGCGGAUGGUCACCUUUCGAAUCAUGGUCUGAUUGGACUCAAUGUAACCGAAGUUGUGGAGGAGGAUCAAGAGAGAGAACCCAAAAUAGAUCUUGUACAAACCCUAUGCCUUUGCAUGGUGGCGAAAAAUGUGAUGGACUUGAUGAGGAUAUCGCGUUUGAAGAUUGCAAUACACUGAAAUGUCCAAUUGAUGGUGGAUGGUCACCUUUCGAAUUAUGGUCUGAUUGGACUCAAUGUAACCGAAGUUGUGGAGGAGGAUUAAGAGAGAGAACCCGAUAUAGAUCUUGUACAAACCCUAUGCCUUUGCAUGGUGGCGAAAAAUGUAAUGGACUUGAUAAGGACAUCGCGUUUGAAGAUUGCAAUACACUGAAAUGUCCAAGUUUUUGCACAUGUUCAGGAUAUGGUGGGAUCCAUUACAACACACCAGAUGGCGCAGAUAUACAUUUUAUGCGAAAAUCUAAAUAUAUCUUGUGGGAGUCUACAUUUCCAAUGCAUCCAUGUUCAUUUAGAGUUGAAACGAAAAACAAGAGAAGAUAUGGUUAUAAGCAUGCUUUCUACACUUUGUUGAUUGAUUUAUAUAUCAUGAAUACAACAAUUCGUAUACUGCAAAAAGACACUACUAUGGUAAACGGCAUAGCUAUAGAACUACCAACUUUACUGGUAAAUAAAUCCAUAGAGAUAACAAGAAGUGGAAGUUUCAUCACUGCAAUUCAUUCCAAAUGUAACAUACGAGUCCAGUUUGAUGGUGAUCACAUGAUUAACGUGAAGGUUUCUAAAAAUCUUUUUGCUGGAAAGUUAACUGGUCUUUGCGGAAACUGUAAUGGAAAUAAACAGGAUGACUACCAGACCAAAGUUUUUGAUGCUGGUGACCAACCAUUCUUUAAUUUAGUUGGUGUUCAUGUCCCACGUAAAUGUUUGGUGAAAGAUCAAGAACGUACUAAGAAGGAUGAUUAUUGCUGGUACCUUAUAUCAAAAUCCAGUCCAUUCAAGUUUUGUAGAGAAUCAAAGAAAGUAGAUUUUGUAAAGAUGUACUCUAGCUGUGAAUUUGACGUUUGUUUCUCUGAUCAGGAUAAUGCACAUUGUCCAACAUUACAGCAUACUGCAUUUGAAUGUAGUCAACAUGGAUAUAUAGUUAAAUGGAGAAACUUAGAGUUUUGUCCCUUAACUUGCAAAGAUGAUUUUGUCUACAAAACGUCAGUUUCCUGUACGAAUACAUGUGACAAUCCCACUGCCACUCAGAAUUGCCAGGAUCCACCUGUCGACGGCUGUACAUGUCCUGAUAAAACCUAUUUAAAGGACGACAAAUGUGUAACUAUUGAUAAAUGUGGAUCAUGUUUUGUAAAUAUUGGAGGCAUAAUAUCAAAAUUGGCAGUGGGCGAUUUCUAUCCAAAAGGUAACUGUACUGUGUUACAAAAGUGUGUCAUGGUAAAUAAAACCUUCGUAUUGGUACCUAUUCAGCCGGCGAAAAUCUGUAAAGUAGAUGAAUUGUGCACAUCGAACAACUUUGGAAUAUAUGAUUGUACAAAGAAUUCUAAACUUGAAGACAUCUCGACCACUACCAGAAAAAAAAUUGCAGCUGUAUCAUCCCAAAUCUCAUCACUUUCGAAUAAGUCAGUAACAGAAAAAGAGGAAGUAUUAAAGACGGAAUCAACUUCAAAAGAAGACAAUUUUCCAGCCACUACAAUUACAGUGAAUGACACUUUAUCGCCAUUUAUCCCUGUUAAAAAUCGAGCGAAUUUACUUGCGAGCACUCAAAGCACUUUACAGGAUCACACAACCAAAUACACGACAUCUGAAGCAAAACAAUUUACUCGAAAUUUUGCAAACAUAACGGAAGAUAACAAUUUAGAAGCAACAACGACGAGUGAGUCAAAUAUUUUUUCAAAGCAACAAACGUCUUUAAUAACUGAAGAAGCUCUAACUGAGGUUACUACAUUAAAUAAUACGAGUCCGGUCAAUGGUGAAUCUCCAGUUGAAAAACAUGAAAGACAUGAAGUUACAGCAUCCAGUUUGAAUUUAACAACAGAGGGCCAACACAUUGAAACUACUACUGCUAACACUGUCAAUAUAAAUAGCAAACAGAAAAACGAAUAUGAAACAACAAGUGAAUCGGUUGGGAUUACAAAUUUUAUCUUCACCACAAACACUGAUUAUGAACAAUUAGAUAAAACCACUACUAGUUUAAUUGAAAAACUUCAGUUUCAUACUAUGUCGGCAAUAGAAGAUACGACAGUCGAAACACAUAAUGAAAAAUCGAGUACAACGGCAGAUAUAUUUGGUAUAGACGCAGCAUCAAUAUUGAACACAACAACAUAUUCGCUUACCACAAUUACGGACCAUACAAAACAGAGAACUAGAAUGUCUACGCCACGGAUGUUGACAAUGUCUGAAGAUCUAUCAGAAUCAGUAGACGGCGGUUGGUCAUCUUUCAAAUCAUGGUCUGCAUGGACUCACUGUAGCCGAAGUUGUGGAGGAGGAAUGAGGGAGAGAAUCCGGUAUAGAUCUUGUACAAAACCUUCACUUAUGCAUGGUGGCAAAAUAUGUAACGGACUUGAUAAGGAUAUCGUUUUUGAAGAUUGCAAUACCAUGAAAUGUAUAAGUUUUUGCACAUGCUCAGGAUAUGGUGGGUUCCAUUACAACACACCUGAUGGCGCAGAUAUACAUUUCAUGCGAACAUCUAAAUAUAUCUUGUGGGAGUCUACAUUUCAAAAUGAUCCAUGUUCAUUUAGAGUUGAAACGAAAAACAAGAGAAGAUAUGGUUAUAAGCAUGCUUUCUACACUCUGUUGAUUGAUUUAUAUAUUGUGAAUACAACAAUUGGCAUACUGCAAAACGAAACUACUAUGGUAAACGGCAUAGCUAUAGAACUACCAACAGUACUGGUAAAUAAAUCCAUAGAGAUAACAAGAAGUGGAAGUUUCAUCACUGCAAUUCAUUCCAAAUGUAACAUCAGAGUCCAGUUUGAUGGUGAUCAUAUGAUUAACGUAAAGGUUUCUAAAAAUCUUUUUGCUGGAAAGUUAUCUGGUCUUUGCGGAAACUGUAAUGAAAAUAAACAGGAUGACUACCAGACCAAGUCCGUAAAAGUUGUUUCUGGGAUUGAUUGGGUGGACAAAGUUUUUGAUGAUGAUCAACCAUUCUUUAAUUUAGUUGGUGUUCAUGUCCCACGUAAAUGUUUGGUAAAAGAUCAAGAACGAACUAAGAAGGAUGAUUAUUGCUGGUACCUUAUAUCAAAAACCAGUCCAUUCAAGUUUUGUAGAGAAUCAAAGAAAGUAGAUUUUGUCAAGAUGUACUCUAACUGUGAAUUUGACGUUUGUUUCUCCGAUCAGGAUAAUGCAUAUUGUCCAACAUUACAGCGUACUGCAUUUGAAUGUAGUCAACAUGGAUAUAUAGUGAAAUGGAGAAACUUAAAGUUUUGUCCCUUAACUUGCAAAGAUGAUUUUGUCUACAAAACGUCAGUGUCGUGUACAAAUACAUGUGACAAUCCCACAGCCACUCAGAAUUGUCAGGAUCCACCUGUCGACGGCUGUACAUGCCCAGAUAAAACCUAUCUAAAAGGCGGUAAAUGUGUAACUCUAGAUAAAUGUGGAUCAUGUUAUCUAAAUAUUGAAGGCAUAUCAUCAAAAUUGGCAGUGGGCGAUUUCUAUCCAAAAGGUAACUGUACUGUGUCACAAAAGUGUGACAUGGUAAAUAAAAACUUCGUCUUGGUACCUAUUCAGCAGGCGAAAAUCUGUGAUGUAGAUGAAUUGUGCACAGCGAACAACUUUGGAAUAUAUGAUUGUACUAAGAAUUCCACAUAUGAUACACAGAGACAGUCGUUACACGAAAAACCAGAUAAUUCGGCGAAAGCCUUUACAUCGAAAGAUGGUAUUCCAACUUUAAGUUUUAUCAAGGCCACAAAGAAAUAUGUAACCAUCAAAGCAUAUAAUGAUGUUAACACAACAUCCGUGUCAGAGCCAAUAACUAACGACUUGAAAACAUCGAAAAUUGUUCGCCAAGAGACUACGAUAACAAAUCCAUUCACGUCAAUAGACAGUAUCACGCAUCAAUAUGCUCAAGAGAUGUCUUCAACAGCAAUAACAGAAAAAGAGGCAGUAUUAAAGGCGACUUCAAAAGAAGAUAAUUUCCCAGCCACUACAAUUACAGUGAAUGACACUUUAUCGCCAUUUAUCUCUGUUAAAAAUCGUACGAAUUUCCUUGUGAGCACUCAAAGCACUUUACAGGAACACACAACCAAAUACACGACAUCUAAAGCAAAACAAUCUACUGUAAACUACAGAACGGAAGAUAAGAAUUUAGAAGCAAGAACGACGAGUGAGUCAAAUGUUUUAUCAAAUCAACAACUGUCUUUAAUAACUGAAGGAACUCUAACUGAGGUUACAACAUCAAAUGAUACGAGUCUCGUCAAUCGAAAGUCUCCAUUUGAAAAAGUUACAGAAAGACAUGAAGUUACAGCAUCCAGUUUGAAUGUAACGACAGAGGGCCAAUACAUUGAAACUACUACUGCUAAUACUGUCAAUCUAAAUAGCAAACAGAAAAACGAAUACGAAACAACAAGCGAAUCGGUUGAGAUAACAAAUUUUAUCUUCACCACAAACACUGAUUAUGAACAAUUAGAUAAAACCACUACUAGUUUAAUUGAAAAACUCCAGUUUCAUACUAUGUCGGCAUUAGAAGAUACGACAAUUGAAACAAAUAAUGAAAAAUCGAGUACAACGACAGAUAUAUUUGGUAUAGACGCAUUAUCAAUAUUGAACCCAACAACAUAUUCUCUUACCACAAAUACAGACCAUACAAAACAGAGAACUAGAUCGUCUACGUCACAGAUGUUUACACUGUCUGAAGAUCUAUCAGAAUCAGUAAACGGCGGUUGGUCAUCUUUCAAAUCAUGGUCUGGAUGGACUCACUGUACCCGAAGUUGUGGAGGAGGAUUAAGGGAGAGAACCCGAUAUAGAUCUUGUACAAACCCUUUGCCUUUGCAUGGUGGCAACAAAUGUAAUGGAUUUGAUAAGGAUAUCGCGUUUGAAGACUGCAAUACCCUGAAAUGUCCAGGUUUUUGCACAUGUUCAGGAUACGGUGGGUUCCAUUACAACACACCUGAUGGCGCAGAUAUACAUUUUAUGCGAACAUCUAAAUAUAUAUUGUGGGAGUCUACAUUUCAAAAUGAUCCAUGUUCAUUUAGAGUUGAAACGAAAAACAAGAGAAGAUAUGGUUAUAAGCAUGCUUUCUACACUCUGUUGAUUGAGUUAUAUAUCGUGAAUACAACAAUUCGCAUACUACAAAAAGACACUUCUAUGGUAAACGGCAUAGCUAUAGAACUACCAACUUUACUGGUAAAUAAAUCCAUAGAGAUAACAAGAAGUGGAAGUUUCAUCACUGCAAUUCAUUCCAAAUGUAACAUACGAGUCCAGUUUGAUGGUGAUCACAUGAUUAACGUAAAGGUUUCUAAAAAUCGUUUUGCUGGAAAGUUAACUGGUCUUUGCGGAAACUGUAAUGGAAAUAAACAGGAUGACUACCAGACCAAGUCCGUAAUAGUUGUUUCUGGGAUUGAUUGGGUGGACAAAGUUUUUGGUGAUGGUGACCAACCAUUCUUUAAUUUAGUUGGUGUUCAUGUCCCACGUAAAUGUUUGGUAAAAGAUAAAGAACGAACUACGAAGGAUGAUUAUUGCUGGUACCUUAUAUCAAAAUCCAGUCCAUUUAAGUUUUGUAGAGAAUCAAAGAAAGUAGAUUUUGUCAAGAUGUACUCUAGCUGUGAAUUUGACGUUUGUUUCUCUGAUCAGGAUAAUGCACAUUGUCCAACAUAUCAGCGUACUGCAUUUGAAUGUAGUCAACAUGGAUAUAAUGUGAAAUGGAGAAACUUUAAGUUUUGUCCCUUAACUUGCAAAGAUGAUUUUGUCUACAAAACGUCUGUGUCCUGUACAAAUACAUGUGACAAUCCCACAGCCACUCAGAAUUGUCAAGAUCCACAUGUCGAUGGCUGUACAUGUCCAGAUAAAACUUAUUUAAAGGGUGGUAAAUGUGUAACUAUUGAUAAAUGUGGAUCAUGUAACCUUAAGAUUGACGGAAUAUCUUCUAAAUUGGCAGUGGGCGAUUUCUAUCCAAAGGGUAGCUGUACUGUGUCACACAAGUGUGACAUGGUAAAUAAAAACUUCGUAUUGGUACCUAUUCAGCCGGCGAAAAUCUGUGAUGUAGAUGAAUUGUGCACAGCGAACAACUUUGGAAUAUAUGAUUGUACUAAGAAUUUUUGAAUACAUGUGCCAGAGCAGGAUUAAUUUUGUCAAGACAGGUAUUUUGGAAAUACAUCUUGUUCUGAAGCAUUAAAAAAUGACAUGUUCACCAAUUAAUCUUUAAACUGUGAAUCAAUAGUACCAUAUCCUGGUUCCCGGGACUACAUUCCAGGUAUUAGCUGAUAGCCAUACAUUGUCACGAGGACAUAUUUGUAUAUGUGUAACAUACUGAAUAUUGCGAUCGGGAACCAGUCUAAUAAUACCACAGCAAUAAUACAGUAUAGAUGCUGAAAAA